Molecule: messenger RNA, 6549 nt
Organism: Haliotis rufescens (red abalone)
Lineage: Eukaryota; Metazoa; Mollusca; Gastropoda; Lepetellida; Haliotidae
Product: ankyrin repeat domain-containing protein 26-like
Exons: 43
Coding region: 79-5904 (1941 amino acids)
Molecular function (GO): protein binding
Source: RefSeq, a predicted model, not a curated record
CUUUCGAAAACGAGGUUGUUGUCAUGAUGGCGAUUUACAAAGCAAAUUGACGCAGAAAAGUAUUGCUAGCGAGCAAUUAUGAAGAAGUUUUUCAAAAACAUAACAAAGAAAUCCCAGUCAAAGGGUCCACCAACAGGAGGCUCCCCUAAACUUGACAAAGGAGCCAGGGCAAGUGGUUCGUCGUCGUCCUUGAUUGGAUAUGAUCUGAAGGAGAAAGAUCUGGGAAAACUUCACAAGGCAGCGUGGUUGAACGAUUUCGAAAAAGUCAAACAGUUAGCCAGAAAGGAUCCCAGCUGUCUUGACAAAGAUAAUAGAACGCCCUUGCAUUUAGCAUGUGCACAAGGUAAUGCCAAGGUGGUUCAGGAGCUUUUGGAAUGGAAGGCGAAGACCAACAUUGGUGACAACAAUAGUAAGACUCCACUAAUGAAGGCAGUGGAAGGUGGUUAUGCUGACUGUGUGGAACUACUUCUAGAAAGCCAUGCAGAUGUAGAUGCAAUGGACACAGAGGGAAAUACCUGUCUUCACAUGUCAUGUCGUGAUGGCAGUGCUGAACUAGUAGCCAUGCUGCUGAAGAAAGAUGCAAAAAUGGAUACGAAAAAUAAGGAGGGUUUAUCUGCUUUGCACUACUCUGUCAUGGUGAAAAGAGAGGAUUUGUGUCAUCUGCUGCUUAGUCGAGGGGCUUACGUUGACAGUGAAGACAGCUGUGGCCGAACUUGCCUAAUGAAGGCAUGUCAAGAGGGCUCUAUCAACAUGGUCAGGAUUCUGUUAGAGUUUGGUGCAGAAACAACUCACAAAGACAGUAAAGGUUGGACAGCUGAUGACUGUGCAGUCAUACAAGGUCACCAUGCCUGUUCCCAGCUGAUAUCUGACCACAAUCUCAGACAAAACAUGGCAAACAGAACUCCUUCAAGCACCCCAAGAUCCUCUCUACCUCCUAGUUUAGCAGCCACACCAAGGGACAAAAGCCUUGAGCUUGGGGUACCAGCCAUGGAUGCUACAGGUGAUGAUUCUGGUGAAGAGACUGUUAGCAAAGGUUCUGAAGUACCAGCAAAAGGAGGGGGAUAUGAUGAUUCUUGGGGAGAUGAUACAGACCUCAGUCUUGCAGAUGACAAAAAGGCCAAGGUGGCAGUAGCAAAAGUGAACCUUGCCAAGUGUAUUCCUCACAGUGACGAUGGAGAUUCUUCAAGAGCAUCAAGGAUUGAUCCAGUAGAGGAAGAGGACGAAAGUGAGUCAGAAUUUGAGAACUCAUCCUUGCAUAAGCGAGACUCAACAAAGUCACUGCAGUCCAAUACAUCAUGGGAAGAAGACUCGUCAAUGCUUGAGCCUCGCAAGACCACAUCAAGAGUCUCUUUCAAGAAGGAUGCAGAGCUGUCAGAAAUACAUGAUAUUGCAUCUCCAUCAAAAACAGCUGGUGCCUAUCUUCCUUCUGGAAUAUCUGGAACAAACAUGCCUGCAAAACCUAUAGCACUGGAGAAACAGCAAGCCUUCAUGGAAGAGCUCGGAAUAAGUGAUGCUGAUGACAUCAGUGAAGCUGACAUCAGUGAAAUGUCAUGUGAUAAGAAAAAGCUUCCAGUCAAGAGUGAUGAUGACAGUGACUGGGACUCCAAUGUACUCUCAGACCCUACAACAACUCCAAGAUUAGGUAUUCUGAAGAACUGGAAGGGAAUGCCAGGAGAUAAGACAGAUGAACUUUUGGAACCAGUGUCAGAGCAUGUACUUGAGACAAAAAGCUUGAUAGCUGUGUUACAAACAGUCACAUCUACACCUGUGGAGGAUCAAAAUACGGUACAAGAUAGGAAGGAGGAUUCCAUUUCAGAGUGGGACUCAGAUCCUGAAUUGCUGCCAUCCAGCACUGCUGCUGUUCCAAAACAGCCUGUUGUUACUCAUCAGCAUAGUCAGUCAUCUGAUGAGGAUGUGAACACAGAGACAAUUAGUGAAUGGGAGAUAGAGAGGAAGAAACAGAAGGAAGCUGUUAAAACUGUGGGACAAAUGAUUACCCACAUGAAUGAAGAUGACAGGACAGAAAUAGAAAAACAGAAAACAAUGAAAGCUCUCAAGAUAAAAGUUCAGGACAUCGAGUGGAAGGAGGAGAACUUGGAAAGCCAGGGGCAUGUUGGUUCAUCUGAAGAUAGUGGGAAACUGACAGUACUAGAACAUGAAUCAUUAGGGCAAAAUGAUGGAAUACAAAAAGAAUCAGAUGAAACAAGUACAGGGGAGGAAAUGCAAAGACAGAUAUAUUUGGGAAAACAGGAGACUUCAAGAGAACAAAAUUUCAAAUGGGAGGCAGUACGUGCACUUAAGAUGGAACAGGAUGAAAUGGAGCUGUCAAAAGUCCCUGUACUACGCAAUAAACUGUCAGAAACAGCUUCACAUGUGGGAUCUGCAAGCAGCGAUGAGGAAGUGAAAUGGAUAGAGGAUGAAGUUAAAAAGGAAAACUAUGACAGAAAGGACACAUGUACAACAGAUACAGAUAUGAAGACCAAUGUGGAUACAUUGAACUUGUCUGUAUUAAGCCAGAAAUGUACCACAAGAACUCAAAUCCAACCAACUGUGCGGCAAAAUUCUGCAAAUGCUCCCCAACAAUUGCAACCACCAUCAGUAUCAACGUCUCAGAUGCUGAAGAAACAAUUGCAGGUUCCACCCCCAAGCCAAGUCAUAUUGCAGAAUAGGAUGGCUGAUUUUGAGGAUGAAGAUUCUUAUGCUUCGGACAAUGGGAAUCCAGACUCACCUAAAGUUGGGGACAGAAAUGAUGUAAGCUCCUACUACCCUAAUCUACUUGGUGCUGGAAGUUCAGGAUACAACCUCAGUUUGACAGCUGAAGAUGAUGCCCUGUCUUACACCUCCACAGAAUUUGAAGCAGAGAGCUCUGUGAUGACCAAAUCAGCUGACUAUUCUCCCUUUGCUCGAGAUAUGCUCCUUAAUCUUAAUAUGAAUGAUCCAAAGACUCUACUGAAACUCCAGGAACAUCACCGAGAGCUCAGACAACAUUUAGAGCACGAGAAAAAUCAGCGGGUUAUGCUUGAGACUAAGGUCAAACUGCUCAACACUGAGAAAUCUGAAUCCCUAAGAAAAGUUGAACUUUUGACACAACAGAAAUCGUUUCUGGAGCAGGCAAAGCUUGAUAAUGAGGCCAGCAUCAGAAGUCUACAGUACAACAUCACAGAGGAGGAAGAGAAACGACGUAAUGCUGAAGUUCUGCUGGAGAAAACUAAAGACCAGCUAAAGCGAAAAGAAGAUAAAUAUACCAGCUCCAUUGAAGACAAGCAGAAGGUUGAACUUGAGAAGAGAAACAUGCAGAUGGAAAUGAGAGCUGUCAACAACAGGAUUAGAGAGUUGGAGAGUGAACAUGAGGAGCUUGAGCAGCAACUUGACCAUGAACGAGAGACACGUUUGCUGCAGGAGAAGAUCAAUGAAGAACAAUCUAAAUUCCAGGAACAAUUACAGAAGGAAAAGGUUAAGGCUGUAUCCCAACUUGUGGAGAACAAAUCUCUUUGUACUGAAGAAAGUUUUGAAGAUAAGAUAGAUGUCAGUGAGACUCUUAAAGCUGAGCUAUUUACUUUACAAGCAGAGAUAGAGCGCCAAAGAACAAGGUUCAAGGAUGAGAAUGCUCUGGUGAUUACAGAAAAUGAAGAUCUUCAUGCAAAGAUAGAUGAACUCAAACAUGAAAUUAAACUAAAUGAAGAGGCACUGACACAGGCAACAAUGCAAUACAGUGUACAGAUGGGCAGUCUGAAAACAGAAUAUAUGACAGUUUUAUCUGAACUGGAAAAGGAAAGAGCUUCUGUUGGAAAACUGGAGACUGAGAUGGACUCCCAAAGAACUCGCCUACACAGCACCACAGUAGAAAUGGAAAUGGCAUCUCAGGCCAGGAAUGAUCUUGAGAGGGAAUUCCAGCAGAGAAGAGUUGAGUGGGAGAAAGAGAUUGAGAUAAAGGUUGAGGAUAUCGAGAAGAUGAAAGAAGUCAAUAUGCAACUGAAUGGAAAACUGACAGCAGCAGAGACUGAGAGGACCUCCACAGAAACUGAGUUGAUUGCAGCAAACACCUCCCUUUUGGAGAGAACCAACCAGCUGAAACAGAUCCGUCAUGAUUUAGACAGUCUGAAAACACUGCAAGAUAACCUUGACCAAAACUACAAGUUGGAAAAGGAACAUAACUCAAAACUAGAAACGAAGAUUGAGAUGUUACAAGAAAAGUUAAACCAGUCCCACCAUGAGUGCCUCAACCUGAAACAGCAGCUGGAGAAUGUGAAACAAGCUACUUUACAGGAUGCAAGUACGAAUGCCCAAGAAAAGCUGAGCAGCAUGAUCAUGUCGAUUAAAUUAGAAAAUGAAAAAUCAAGGGCAGCAUUAGAAGGGGAAAAUGCCUCAUUGACAGAGACCAUAACACGAUUGCAAGAAGACAUCAACAACUCUGAGAACAAGCGAUCCACCCUUGAAAAUGAUAUGCGACAUCUCAACCAGGAGCAGAAUAACUUCGUGAAGAAGUUGUCUCAUGCAGAGGCAUCUUUAGAAUUGGUACAGAAGAUGAAAGAGCAAAUUGAACAAGAGAGGAACCUACUGAAAGUGGAAGUGGACCGGCUGCAGCAAAAAUAUCAAACUGCCCAUGAUAAGUUGGUGGAGUCCCAGGCACGGGUGUCAGAACUGGUUGCCCGCAUAGAGAGGGCAGAGCAGAGUUCCCUUGUCAGUAAUCAGCAGUUGGUUCAUACUUCAGCAAACAUGCAAGCCUUUUCAAAAUCAAAGGAUGAAGUGGAAGAAAACUACCAAAAGUUACUUGUUGAAAAUACAAGAUUAGAGGCUGAAUUGAAACAUGAAAAACAACAAUUAGAGAUGCUGCACCAAGACCUGAAGGACUCACAGAAGGUUCGGAGCAGCCUUGAAGCACUAUGUUCCAACCUCAAGUCCACAAAUGCACAUCUUGAGGACAAACUAGGGGAGGAGAUUGCAAACCGCACAAUUCUACAGCAGGAAGUGCAAGAUUCUAAAGGAUUGUGGGAACAGGAAGUAGUAUCUAGGUCAAAGUUGGGUUUACGGAUUGCCCAGCUUGACCGUCAGAAGCAAGAUAUUCAAGGAUCUUUGGAAGUGGAGAAGAAGAAAGCCAGGAAAGCACUUGAUGCCAAGAAAGUUACUGAAGGCAAGCUUGAAGAGGAGAAAGAAAAAUUAACAGAGUUUCAGCAGGAGAAUAUGACACUGAAAAUCAGCCUUAAGAAUGCCAAGAAGAGACUGAAGAAUAAUGAUCGCAGUGGUCUACCAGGGGAAACAACCACAGACAUUGAUCAUAUUCGAGCAGAGCUCGAAGCUAAAUAUCACAUGGAACUAAACAAGAAGCUGAAGGAGGUGAAUUGUUACCUGGAACAGCAAGCUCGGGCUCAAGAUCAGCUGCACGUAUCUCAUGGGGAGAAUGAGUCUAGGUUGGCCAUGGAUAAAAAGAAUCUUGAGGUUGACAAUCUAGAUCUGAAACUGAAGUAUGAGAAGGCCGUGUCCCAGCGUGAGACAAAGGAGAUGGAAGCAAGGCGUUUGCAGGAGUUAUAUGAAAGUGAAAUGAAGUGGAGGAUGAGACUGUCAGACCAGUUACAGCAGACUGGAAACUACAAGCCCGAGUCUAAACUUGUAUCUGAAAGACACCGUAGCAAGUUUGUGACAUCCUUCAACAACCUCAAUUUGUCUACUAUCAGUAAUGUCAUGUCUCCGGAAAGCAGUCAUCUGAAUAACACAACAGAGGAUCCCCUCAGUAACAAACUCCGAGCCGACCUCAACCGCAGCAUUGCAAAACACUUAGAAGCAGCUCCUCAUGGUGAUAUUGUACCUGUGGUGAAAACGACAAAGGAUUCAUCUCUCAAGGCAUCCUUUGCAAGCUCCUCUGCAGAUUACAGUGACUAUCUGAAGAGGAAAUAUUGUGUUUUAUGAUCGUGGUUGUACAUUUCCAUUAAGUUGAUGCAUGCAACAUAUUUUUUUACUGUGCUGUUGUUCACACUCAACAAAACUUGCAUGAUUGAACAUGUGAGGAUGUCAAGAGUUACAUUUGUUUUCCUUUCAAGUAGCCAAGUUUACUAAAGGGAGAAUAUUCUGACUUUACAGUUACAUGUAUUUACAUGAUAAAUAUUAUUGUCCAUUUCUUGUUCAUAUUUGCAUGUAUGUUUGUGUACAUUGGAAUUAACAUGAGAUUUUCAUGUGUGAGACAUGUGUGUGAGAUUGUGCAUGGUUAUUUUUAUUUUCAAACUGACAAAUCUGUGAUUUUUAUUGUCAGUCCCACCAGUAGAAAGAAAUUUUACAUUUUUAGCUUAUUUCAAAUUAGUAAUUGUGAACUUAUCCUGUGGAUUUCAUCCGUCAUCUAUUCAUUGAUCCAUUCAUCUGGAAAUGUUUCACUGAAUACCCUUCUGUUCCAAUUUUAUGAGCAUAUAUAAUGUCUUUUUUGCACAUGUCCCAAACAAUGAAUUUUUAUCUUUUUUUAGCUCACCUAACUUAUGUCAUGGCUUGGGGGCAGUGUCUGCAAACAUCCUUUACUUAGAAAGCACUGGACAACUGAUGCUUCUUGUGCAGUAGGAAAUCCUG